CACAGCCGUAUGACACCCGCACGUGCGCUUCUGGAUCGAUGUCUGCGCGAACCAUGAAUGGGCCACUUCCGCUUAUUGCAACGCUUCUUCGAGGUCCAGAAGAGACCUACUGCGGUGCGUUGAUCGUCAGACAGUCAGCACAUUGUCGAGAAGAAGAGCGCGCUCAGGGCCAGGCUCCUCGAGGAACCCCAAUCUCUACACGGUCACUCACGUCAAGUCAAGUGCCCGUUUCAUUCAUGCACAUCGCGUCUAGUACAGAAUGCGACCGUCCAGGCUCAUAGACGGACGCGUUGCGGCAUGGGGUGGAAGACAUGCACACCGGUCGCUAGCACGCUGCAGUCGCAUCCCGAGCUCAAUCAAGCACGCCAUGGCGACGGCGCGGCAUUCAUGGACGUUGUGUGCGUGAACGCGACCUGCAUCUGCUCUCGUAGGUGAGUCAGAGUUGUGACACUAGCGGAACGCAAUGGGUACACAGGGUUUGGCACUUACAGCCAUAUGGCGUUUGCUCACACGCGAACCUCGCGAGUCAAGAAUGAACAGUUCUGGGUGCUGCGGCGGUCUUUCGAGAAAAGGCCUACCGCGGUGCGAUGCGCUGAUCGCUCUAUAGUCAGCGUGUCAUUCAUUGAGAAGAAUGCGCACGGGGCCAGACUCUCGGGAGAUUGCCACGUCGAGAUUUGGCAGACUUGGAGGUAUGCCGAAGGUAUUUCCUCCUUCAUGUUCGAGUGACUUUGAAUGCCUGUGUCUCGAUACAUGUUCUUUUACCUAUGAAUAUGAAC
Messenger RNA from Laetiporus sulphureus 93-53, 776 nucleotides. RefSeq lists its product as uncharacterized. Lineage: Eukaryota; Fungi; Basidiomycota; Agaricomycetes; Polyporales; Laetiporaceae. The coding region runs from base 496 to 726 and encodes 76 amino acids. The record is from RefSeq and is a predicted model, not a curated record. The transcript has a single exon.